Messenger RNA from Chlamydomonas reinhardtii, 1677 nucleotides. RefSeq lists its product as uncharacterized. NCBI's taxonomy places the organism in Eukaryota, Viridiplantae, Chlorophyta, Chlorophyceae, Chlamydomonadales, Chlamydomonadaceae. Gene Ontology annotation, molecular function: actin filament binding. Gene Ontology annotation, biological process: Arp2/3 complex-mediated actin nucleation; actin filament polymerization. Gene Ontology annotation, cellular component: Arp2/3 protein complex; actin cytoskeleton. The transcript has 6 exons. The record is from RefSeq and is a predicted model, not a curated record. The coding region runs from base 97 to 639 and encodes 180 amino acids.
AAAUGCUUUCAUUAGCAUUAUCGUCCUGAAAGGAAAACCCUGCGGCCUACGUCGGAAUGUUAAACCCUCACAGCGCGCUUGUUCUUUGCAAAUAGGAUGGCGCUCUCACUCAGGCCAUACACAAAUAACAUUAGGAAUGAAUUGAACAAAGCGCUGUGCAUCCAAACAUUCCCGUGCCAGCAUGUGGAGCGCCACAACAAGCCGGAGGUGGAGAUUAGGGAUAACCCGGAGCUUCUGCUGCCGCCUGUGACCGUGACGCGCAGCGCCACAGCGGCGGCAGGGUCGGGUGACAGCGGCCGAGAAUGCUGCCUCAUAGAAGGCUCCAUCAACUCUGUACGCGUCAGCCUACGAAUCGGACAGAUGGACUUGCUGGAGGAGGAGCUGGUGGGCAUGUACCUGUCCUUCCUGCAGCAGCGCGCCGAGCUGCUGGACGUGCUGCGCCGGGUGCCGCUGCCGGGGUACGACGUGUCGUUCCUCAUCACGGACUCGCACCUGCUGCAGUACGGGCGGCAGCGGCUGCUGGACUUUGUGGUUUCCUUCAUUGAGGAGAUGGACUCCGAGAUCAGCACAAUGAAGCUGGCGGUGAACUCUCGUGGGCGCGCCGUGGCCACCGAGUUCCUGCGCUCCCUUGCCUUCUGAGGCCGUCCCCUGCGGCCUGCUGGUGCGCAGAUAGCCGCAGGAUGCCCCCAUUGGGGAGCGCCCUCAUGCAGCGCAAUGCAUGCUGCUUGGCAUCGUCAGCGGCAUGUCAUGCAUGGCUGGCGUGCUGCAAGGCGAGUAUUGAAUGAUGAUUGCGCCACCCCUCGGUGGUUGCUGCCAAGCGCCGGACUACUGGCAAGACUGCAAGGGCGUGCGGAUGAGUGCUGCGGCGUGUGCUGGACGCGCAGCCUGGUAGUUGGCGACGAGCCCAGGCUGUGUUAUGGUGUCGCCGCAGCUGAGGCGUGAUUGGGAAGCAGACGGGCCCAGUGCGCAUUGGGCCGGGGCCACGAAGUAUUAAGGCGGGUUCCGGCACAGGUUCGGCACGGACUGCUGGCAAGACUGGUCCCUUGUCGUACGGCCACUAUUAAUCGGCGGCGGUGCGGCGGCGCUGUGCUGUACUGCUGCGGUGACUGCCAGGCGGCGCACUGGAAGGCGGGGCACAAGGCGGCGUGCGGCAAGAAGUGAAUCAGGCGAAGGGGGUUUGCAGCAAACGGCGUGUGGACCCAUACGCUGGUCAUGCCGUACAUUGUGAAGGCUGGAUGAAACACGGCUGUUGGCGCCCGACCGGUGGUCGGACAUACUUAACUCCUAGAUUGCAACCAAAUGAUACUUGAACUCAUCUACUCAACCGUAUGGGCUCGCGUAACGUGCAAACCUCUGAACAUGAGCUACAUUUAUCCGUCGCCGCUGCCAAGCAAAUAUGUGCAGUCAACAGUGAUGUAAGCCUAGUGGUUGUGUUCGGUGUGCGGGAGAAGGCGCCCCGCAAGACGCGAAGGUGGCUUCCAUGCUUCACCGCAAGCGCUCAGGACUCGGGGCGUUAUGAAUAUCAGUUGCUACUCGUCCAUUGUCAAGGAGUCAGCGCGGUGAGACUGGAGUAAGACUGGAGAACACCCAAAACCUGCAGCAACGUGUGUCCAGGAGAGGCCCUGCUGCCUGCCCGUGACUGCUGGAACAGUCACCCACCCUCACCAUCGAUAUCUA